AUGUUAAACCAAGCUGUAGUCGAAGCUUUAUAUUCUGCGACAUAUAUCGAAAAUUAUUUGGAUUGUGUGGAAAACUUACCAAAUGAUUUACAAAGGCAUGUUUCCCGGUUACGAGAACUCGAUGCUACUUGUCAAACAUACCUGCGAGAGGUAGAUCAACAACAAGAAGCAUUACGAAAUGACACAGACUUAGCAGUUAGAAGAAGAGCACUUUUAAGAGUUCAGCAAGCAUUGAUUGCUGCACAAGAAAUUGGAGAUGAAAAGUUACAAAUAGUUCAACAAGUUCAAGAUCUUAUAGAAAAUAAGUCCAGGCAAUUAGAUUUAGAUUACCGUAACCUUGAUUUUGGAAAAGAACAGGAGAGUAGUGAAUCAACACGUGAAACAAAUGCAAAUGUAAACACAAACUCUUCUGGUAAUGCAAAUAAUUCAGAAAGGCAGCCAAAGAGAGCUAGAAGAACAAGAACAGAGACAAUGGUUGAAUCUUCUAAUGCAAUGGACAUGAUUGUAAUGGCAGAAACACGUUCGAAUUCUUUGUUAAAUGCAAGUAAUGGUAAUCAGAAGAAAUCAACUACUACUAAUACUGGCAAGAAAAAGAAAAGAAAAUCUAGACAAGGUAAUCAGCAAAAUCAACAUCGCGAAGAUACUCCGCCACCACCGGAAGAUGAUCUUGCUAUAGACCCAGAUGAACCAACAUAUUGUCUCUGUGAUCAAAUAUCAUAUGGAGAAAUGAUAUUGUGUGAUAAUGAUUUGUGUCCCAUAGAAUGGUUUCACUUUUCUUGUGUUUCAUUAAGUACCAAGCCAAAAGGUAAGUGGUUUUGUCCAAAAUGCAGAGGAGAUAGACCAAAUGUUAUGAAACCCAAAGCACAAUUCUUAAAAGAAUUAGAAAGGUACAAUAAAGAAAAAGAGGAGAAAUCGUAGCAGGAGAAAAAUGGUGAGCAAUUUAAACACCUUGGAAGACUUAAUUAAAAUUAAA
Habropoda laboriosa is the source of this 973-nucleotide messenger RNA. Its product is annotated as inhibitor of growth protein 1. Gene Ontology annotation, cellular component: nucleus. Gene Ontology annotation, biological process: positive regulation of DNA-templated transcription. The record is from RefSeq and is a predicted model, not a curated record. Lineage: Eukaryota; Metazoa; Arthropoda; Insecta; Hymenoptera; Apidae. Bases 1 to 918 code for a protein of 305 amino acids. The transcript has 3 exons.